Molecule: messenger RNA, 339 nt
Organism: Prorocentrum cordatum
Lineage: Eukaryota; Dinophyceae; Prorocentrales; Prorocentraceae
Source: the annotation of a GenBank genome assembly
GGCUUGGAGCCGAUGGGCGACGUGAUCGACGAGAUCUCGAAUCACAUGAGUGCGAUGUCGAUCUCGGUCUCGAACUUGGAGCAGGCAGUGGCGCAGCUCACCCACAUGGUCGUCGAGAUCGGCACAGCGGUGAUGGGCCUGGUGCACAUGGCCAACAACCAGGCGGCGAGCAGCCAGGCGGAGGCUUCGGGCUCACAGGCGGGUGCUACGUCGUCGGGAGCCGAGGCCGACCACCCCGCGACGACCACCUCUGCGACCGAGGUGCAGCAGCCAGCGAGCGGGCAGGAGGUCGAGGUGCCCUGGGAGGUGGUCGACGAGGCCGGGAGCACCGAGAUCUAG